Messenger RNA from Elephantulus edwardii (Cape elephant shrew), 951 nucleotides. RefSeq names its product transmembrane protein 255B (gene TMEM255B). Bases 1 to 951 code for a protein of 316 amino acids. The record is from RefSeq and is a predicted model, not a curated record. The transcript is spliced from 9 exons. NCBI's taxonomy places the organism in Eukaryota, Metazoa, Chordata, Mammalia, Macroscelidea, Macroscelididae.
AUGGGUGACCCUGCUGAAGGAUUUGCAAAAAGAAAGAAGACUUCUCUUUGGUUUGCCAUCUCUCUGCUGCUGGUGUCAAUCUUCAUACUGACCAUAGGCCUUGCUGCAACGACCAGAACUGAGAAUGUGACUGUAGGAGGCUAUUACCCAGGAAUCAUUCUGGGCUUUGGAUCUUUCUUAGGAAUUAUCGGCAUCAAUCUGGUGGAGAAUAGAAGGCAAAUGCUGGUAGCCGCGAUCGUGUUUAUCAGCUUUGGUGUGGUGGCAGCGUUCUGUUGUGCCAUUGUUGAUGGGGUGUUUGCAGCUCGACAUAUAGAACCCAGGCCACUCACCACAGAAAGAUGCCAGUUUUACUCAAGUGGGAUAGGAUACUUAUAUGAUGUCUACCAGACAGAGGUCACCUGUCACUCCUUGAAUGGCAAGUGUCAGCUGAAGGUGAAGAGCAACACCUGUUACUGCUGUGACCUCUACAACUGUGAAAACACAGAGCCAUCUACAAGCUACUAUGAGUUCAUCGGCGUGAGCAGCUGUCAGGACGUGAUCCACCUUUACCGGCUGCUGUGGGCGUCCACGGUGCUGAACAUCAUUGGCUUGUUCCUGGGCAUUGUCACGGCUGCAGUGCUGGGGGCCUUUAAGGACAUGGUCCCUCUGUCAUCGCUGGCCUACAGCUCCUCUUCUCCUCCUCAGAUCCUCUACAAUCCUGCCCAGCAGAUCCUGGCCUACACAGGCUUCUGCCCAUCGCCAGCAACCAUCCCAACGUACUCAUCCUACCCUUUGCCUCUGCAGCCCUCCAGCAACUUUCCAGUCUCGUCUUCCACUGAUCUCUCUCUAUCUGAUGACACGCAGCCUCCGUCUCAGUCCAGCUCCAACUACGGGCUUCCUCCCAAUGCCCCACCACUCUAUACACCAACUUCCUUCUUCCCGGGGGAGAAACCUCCCCCCUACGCUCCAUGA